AGAAGAGAAAUCGAUAUUGUGGAAUUUUGUAUAUAAGAAAAUCGAUAUUAUAGCAAUUCUUUUACGUACCCCAAAUGUGUGUAUCCCCUCUAUCUGAGGGGGAAUAGUGUUUUUGUGUACCCGUAUUUAUAGCACUAACCCUUUAUUAUUUAUAGCCCCACUACCCACUACUCGUGCUGCUGCUCACAUCUGGAAGGAUCAUCCUCAUUCUCAGCCCUCUUUCUGUGAAUUGAAGUUGCAGAAACCUGUCGACACAUGAACCAAUAAUAUUACUGCUUGUUUGCAUACCAUAAUCGAAUCAUGGCCAUUAAACUCUAUGGUUCCCUUCUUUCAACCGCAACUAACCGAGUCAGGGCUGUCCUCGCUGAGAAGGAUAUUGAGUACGAGUUCAUAACCAUCGACAUGGCCACCGGAGAACACAAGAAACCUGAAUUUCUUUCUCGUAACCCCUUCGGCCAAGUUCCAGCGUUUGAGGAUGGUGAUCUCAAGAUGUUCGAAUCAAGGGCGAUUACUCAAUACAUAGCACACGCGUACCCUAAUAAGGGGAACGAUCUGAUAUUCGAGGAUCCGAAGAAAAUGGCGAUAGUGGCAGUGUGGAUGGAAGUGGAAUCCCAGAAAUAUGAACCGAUAGCUUCGAAAUUGGUGUGGGAGCUUCUUUUGAUACCGAUGUAUGGGAAGACUCCCGACGAAGCGAUAGUGAAAGAGUAUGAGGCUAAAAUGGAGGAGUUGCUUGUCGUGUACGAAUCACGGCUGUCGGAGAGCAAGUAUUUGGGCGGAGAUUGCUUCACGUUGGUGGAUCUCCACCACCUCCCUACCUUAAAGUGCUUGAUGGGGACACGGGUGAAGAAGUUGUUUGACGCGCGGCCGAAGGUCAGCGCGUGGGCUGCAGAAAUCCAGUCAAGGCCUGCCUGGAUUAAAGCGAUUACCGCCUAAGCAAAGCAACCACAACGAGGUCUUAAAUCUUAAUUUUGUUAUUGAUGAGAUUUUGAUGUUCGUACUGCGUGUGUAUGUGCAAUGUUUCUGUUGCCCUUUCAACAAAUAAUAAAAAUAAUUUUGAUUAUUGAAAUAAUCUGAGUUAUUAGAUGUGUAAACACCAAAUUUUAUUGUUUGAUGUAGAAAAAAAAAUAGUA
Molecule: messenger RNA, 1130 nt
Organism: Lactuca saligna
Lineage: Eukaryota; Viridiplantae; Streptophyta; Magnoliopsida; Asterales; Asteraceae
Source: the annotation of a GenBank genome assembly